AUCACAUGUAACAACGUAAAUUUCUAUGAUAAAAUGACACAUGCCGAUUGUUAGAACGUUAAUAACUCAGAACCAAAAUGAGCUGGUGGGUGUGUGCGCAUUUAAUACUGACACAUCUGUUCGUGUUCUCACUUCCCAAAUGUGUGUAUUCUGAAUGGGACACUGAUUUUGUAGAAGAUGCCAAUAGUAUACCGUCAAUUGAAAUUAAGCUUGCUCCUCCUCAAAAUCCGCUCCCUCAAGUAGCUCAUGCCAUCGAUAAACUCGAGACUAGAAGGAUACAGAUGGAAGAGGGAAUGAUGGCUCAGCUCGAGGAUAAGUUCAACGAAACCCUUGUGGAGUCACGAGAUAACAUCAAGCAGAUCAUUAAACAGCAAUUCGCCAUAUUCGAGGAAAAGGACAUGGAGAGCAUCAUUUUGUCCAUAAUUGACAACAAUCGGAAAUUAUAUAGAAAGAAACAUGAAAAUCUGAAGGCACCGUCAUUCUUACUAUUGGGAGAGGAAGUUGUUCCCAGCUCGGUUAGAGUAAUGAUGGGAUCUGUGAAUAUGCCAGAUCCAAUAAUCAAAACCAAGAUGGAGCAAAUAGAACAAAGCAGGAGUUACGACGAGAUACAGACAUUCCACCAACAGUCGGCCGAAUUGGGACAACUAUCCAAUGUUACACUAAUAGAAUUGGAGCGAGCACUGGCAAUGCAGUUAAAACCAUAUACAUCCAUUUUAGAGAUCUACAAGGCGAACAACAAUCGGUCGCAAGCUACCGCUGAAAACACUGCAGCGCCAACGUUCAUACAGACAGGAGCCUUCGGAUUGCCUACUACGAAACAGCUUAAUGUGAAAAUAGGUCAAUCGGAAGACCCAUAUCCAACCGUGGAAGACUAUGUCAUGAACAUGGAGAAGAAACGCGAUGCUGCAGAAAGAAAUGAAAGGAAUACAGCACUCGCAAUGUAUCUCAAACUAGUUAAAGCACAACAUGAAAUGAUACGCGACGAACUUCGUGCCGCAACUUCAGCAAUCAUAUCGAGAUAUGGUGGAAUUGUAGACGAAAGCACCAAGAAGCAAGUGCGCCAACACACACAUCACUGAACACA
This is a messenger RNA of Babesia bovis T2Bo, 1084 nucleotides long. RefSeq lists its product as uncharacterized. Lineage: Eukaryota; Apicomplexa; Aconoidasida; Piroplasmida; Babesiidae. The transcript has 8 exons. The coding region runs from base 78 to 1079 and encodes 333 amino acids. The record is from RefSeq and is a predicted model, not a curated record.